Messenger RNA from Aspergillus terreus NIH2624, 744 nucleotides. RefSeq names its product DUF3237 domain-containing protein. The transcript is spliced from 5 exons. The coding region runs from base 1 to 744 and encodes 247 amino acids. The record is from RefSeq and is a predicted model, not a curated record. Lineage: Eukaryota; Fungi; Ascomycota; Eurotiomycetes; Eurotiales; Aspergillaceae.
AUGGGUCGUACCGUCGACCAGGAAGUUCACGCGGCGUUCGUCGAGUUCCGCGCCAAGGAAGACGAUAAGCCGAAAACUUCGACCUCGAACCUACCUGCGCCUCCGCUGGAUGAUGUCCAUGCUGCGUUCGUGGAGUUCCGUGCGAAGGAGGAGGACAAGCGUCAGCAUCUACUGGAAUGCCCGACCUACCUCAGUGUCAUGAAGGAUUCCAUCCCCGCCAACAACCUCCUCCAUACCUUCCCCGAGGGCGAUAUCGCUCGGUCAUUGCAGAUCCCCGCGCCGUCUCUGGAGCUGGACUUCCGCAUGAGUAUCAAAAUGAACCCCAAGGUCUCAGUCGGCCCGAGCAUCUGGGGCCAUCGCGACUGGGUGACGUUUGUCGGCGGUCAGUGGGCCGGCCGAUGGGGCAAGGGCAUUGUUUUGCCCGGUGGACAAGAUUCGCAGAUUGUGACCAAGGAGUCCAAUACCAGCUUGCGUGCGAGCUACAUGCUUCAGACGGCGGACGAACCGGCCGCCUGGAUCAUUGUGAAAACCGACGGAUGGUUGACUGGCGCCAAGGAUGUCCUGGACAAGGUCAACGAUCCCGCCGUGGCAGAUACCGUCAACCCAAACACCUACAAAUACCGGAUCAAUCUUUCGAUGGAGACUGGAGACGAGCGAUACGCGUUCUUGAACACCCUGAUGUGGAUCGGCAGCGGUUGCCGCAGGGGCCAAGAAAUUAUCUUCGAUGCCUUCCGCGUCAACUAG